AUGUCAAUAGUCUCAACGGAGGUUUCCACCAUCACAGACACUACGACGACUACAGAAAUAAUCAUGGAUACUGUCACAGACACAAUCACAGACACAAUCACAAAGAUAAUCACGGAUACUGUCACGAAUACUACGACGGAUAUUACUACGGAUUCUGUCACGGAUACAGCUACUGUCACGACAACAGAUACGAAUUUUGAUACGAUUAUCGUGCCAACAACCAUCACAGCAGCUCCAAACCCAUGCCCGACCACUUGCAGCAUCACCUCACCAUCGGUCUACAUGGUCAUCAACACAAUCUAUGGCUACAACACUGCUGGUCGCACUGGGCCAUCCGGUACAAGUGUAGUGUUCCCCCUCGACCUGAAUCAAGUCUCGACCAUAGAUACCGUCAACUCAGCUACGCGACAACUCACAUUGAAUGACCUCGGUACCGACUGUCCUCAGUCAGAAGAUCCUUCGGUGAUCGCGACGGCAGCGCCCAACGGUCGGUGUGACCCUAUCCUCGUGGCCCCGGAGACCGUCAAAUCUUGGGCUUCACCCUGCAACGCAUGUGGUAAUUUCGGGCUGUUCGAUCCACCAUAUGCUGUGGCUCCGCUCACUGGAGGUCUGGUGCCGGCGACUACGACGGUUGCGAUGACGCAGCCAGAGACUACUUCCAGCACAGUUUCAACCACUGAUACCACCACCACGGUGUCGGUGACUUCCGAGUCCACUUCUUCAAAUUCGGAGACUAGCUCGCCUGUCAAGGCGUCCUCUCCGUCUAGCGUGGUGACCACGUCCUCUAACACUGAAGGCUCCUUUGCUCCGUUGCCAACUCCGGUAUCGUCUAGCAGUGAUAGGGCCUCCGCUGCGUCGUCGUCGUCCUCCAUAUCUAUCUCUACUUCGGCUACCACCUCCUCGAUGUACAAUACUGCGACCAAACCAACUGGGUGUGGAGGAUGGUCGGGGCUGAGCUUCUUCAUAUUGGGAUUCUUACUGUAA
Penicillium verhagenii is the source of this 984-nucleotide messenger RNA. RefSeq lists its product as uncharacterized. The record is from RefSeq and is a predicted model, not a curated record. The coding region runs from base 1 to 984 and encodes 327 amino acids. The transcript has 2 exons. NCBI's taxonomy places the organism in Eukaryota, Fungi, Ascomycota, Eurotiomycetes, Eurotiales, Aspergillaceae.